Ooceraea biroi (clonal raider ant) is the source of this 4626-nucleotide messenger RNA. RefSeq names its product FA complementation group M (gene Fancm). Lineage: Eukaryota; Metazoa; Arthropoda; Insecta; Hymenoptera; Formicidae. The record is from RefSeq and is a predicted model, not a curated record. Gene Ontology annotation, molecular function: four-way junction DNA binding; 3'-5' DNA helicase activity; ATP binding. Gene Ontology annotation, biological process: interstrand cross-link repair; double-strand break repair via synthesis-dependent strand annealing.
AUGGAACUGUCGUCGCAGGGUGACUGCAUACAAACUUCAAAUGAUCCAGAGACCAAGGGGUUUGACUUGUCGACUGGGAAAACCUGGGUGUAUCCGGAGAAUUAUCCGGUUCGCCAAUACCAGUAUAACAUAGUCAGCUCUGCCUUGUAUCGCAACACCCUGGUUUGCUUACCUACUGGUCUGGGGAAGACUUUCAUUGCUGCCGUUGUGAUGUACAAUUUCUGGAGGUGGUACCCGUUCGGCAAGAUCGUGUUCUUGGCACCAACAAAACCUCUGGUUGCUCAGCAGAUAGACGCAUGCUACGAAGUAAUGGGCAUCCCGAAUAUCGACAUGAUACAGCUCACAGGUGCAGUUAAUCAGAAGAACCGUGAAGUAGCUUGGCUCAAGAAGAGAAUAAUAUUUGCUACUCCACAAACCUUUCACAAUGAUCUUGAGAAAUCAAUUGUACCCAGUCACUUGGUCAAAUGUGUCGUUGUGGAUGAAGCUCACAGGGCCUUAGGCAAACACUCGUAUUGCGAGUGUAUCAGGAUACUGUCCAUGCGGAAUCAAUAUUUUAGGAUAUUGGCACUUUCUGCUACGCCUGGAAACAAAAUGGACAAUGUUCACGAAGUAAUACAAAACUUGCGUAUCUCCCAUCUGGAGCUGAGGGACGAGAACUCGAUCGACAUGAUGCCGUAUGUUAAUAAAAGAAAGGUGGAUGUUAUUCUAAUACCUCUCAGCGAUGAAUUGGCGGCAUUCAAAGAGAGAUAUAUCGUCAUCAUGGAUCGCCACGUUAAGUUUCUUAUACAGUGCAAUGUACUGCGAGGACAUACCGCGAACAUAUCUAAAGGAAGGGUAUUCCACUUACUAAACGAUUUUAAAAACAGGAUGGACAAAUCCGGAAAUUAUGGACAAAUUAUGAAAACACUAAACAUAUUAUUAACCAUGUAUCACGCUUACGAACUCAUGAUUAGACAUGGAUUACGUGCCUUCUGUAAAUUUUAUCAAACUCAUUCGGAUAAGUUUUGGAUACACAGUGAGAAUCAACUGCGAGGUUUGCUUCAUGAUAUAGAAAGUUACCUCGGACCAUUUCCAGAUAUACUGCCCAAUGGAGAUGUGCUUGAGAUACCAGCAGAUCUUGUAUUUGGACAUAAUAAAUUCUACAAAUUGAGGGAACUUCUUGAACAUCAUUUUAGAAGCAAUAAUGGUGAUCAAAGGGAUACGAGGGCUAUAGUUUUCGUCGAGUAUAGAGAUAUAGUCAAUGAAGUUUAUGUUUUGCUCCUGCAAUCGAAACCAAUAAUCAGGCCGCAGAUGUUUGUUGGCCAAGCUGGUCAAAAGCAGAAGCAGCAGAUAAAAGCGUUGGAAGAUUUCCGAAGCAAUCGUGUGAACGUGCUGAUUUCUACGAGUAUAGGUGAAGAAGGUUUGGAUGUGGGUGAAGUCGAUCUUAUAAUAUGUUUCGACGUAUCGCAACACUCUCCGACAAGAUUAGUUCAGAGAAUGGGCAGAACGGGUCGCAAGCGAGAUGGUCAUAUAAUUGUUCUUGUUACGGAUGGAAAAGAGCACGAGAAUUUGAAAUCUACGCUUUCCAGAAGAGACUCUUUAAAUAAUAAGAUAUUAAACACGAGCAACAUAUUUUCUUCCUUGUAUGAUAACAAUCCCAGGAUGAUACCGAAGCAAUUUACACCAGAGUGUCACAAGAUACAUAUUAUUGCAUUGCCAAGAACGCCGCAUAUAAAGGAAAAGAGAAAAAGGAAAAAUGUUCUCAAAAAGAACGAAGCACCCAACGCGAAACAAAAAGAGAAUUUAUCUAUAAUGACGCAAAAGGAUACCGGUCAGUCAUCGAUGAUGAAAUUUCUUACCAAUAAUAAAUACAACCAGCACGAUCAGCAUAAUACGCAUAACGUUCUUAUCGAAUCGAGGACACAGAGCAAUAAUCUACAUAAUGUGAUAAAUCCCAAUGAUGUCAAGUUGCUAUCGGACGAUAACGCCAGAUUCAAUUUUUUAACGUUGUGUGCGGUGAAAAAAUCAGAGGAAGAAAUGUCUUCUGGUACUGCACGUCAGAUGGAUGUGACUUACAUUCCUGCGCCGAAACCUGUUAAAGAUGUGUUCAACUUUGUAGUACCUGACAUAAAAAUGAUUGACAGUUUGCCCUUCUUAACGAGGUUGCGAGAUGGUUCACUAACUCAAUGUAAAAGCUGUGAAGACGAUCUACCAGCGACAUGUAAAAAUGGAGAUGACGCAAUUAGUAACGACUGCAUCGUUAUCGAUGAUGAUGAUGAUGAUGAUCGUAUCUUUUGGUGUUCUAUUCGACACGAAGAGCAUGCUGACAAAAGUGAAAUAAAAUUUGAAGACAUACUUGAUGAGAGCUCCGAUUCCAACGAGACAUCGAUGUCGCGUUUAAGUCAAAGAAUUACGAAUAUCGGGAUGGAUUUUAUUAAUGAAAUUUCGACAGCUAAUGUGAAAAGUGAUAGUAAAAGUACAACUAACGUAAGAGCAGAGGUAUCGGCUGAUGUACUAGACGAUAUCGGACCUAGCAUGUUUGAGGACAUAUUAAACGAGUCGUUCAGUUCAACUGAGGACGGUCUAGACGAGGAGGAAGAAACGGCACAACCAGAUACGAUAUUCCCAAAUCCCUCCUCGAGUGCCUUCGCUACCGGUACAGCGAAAAUUAGCGAAAGUACCGUUAACUUUUUUCGCGACGAGGAUAAUGUUAAUAGACCCGAUGAAAAUCUGCCAGUAGUAUCUGAGAAAAUCGCGGGAUUUAAUCGUGCAAAUAACUCCGCAAGCCUUAUUAUUAUAGACGACAUGCAAGAUCUUGAUUUCGACAGCGACGAUGAUAUAAAUGGAUUUAUUAACUGCGAAUUUGAGAAAAAUAAAUCGAUGCGCAAUUCGAGGGCAGAGGAGAGUUCGCUGUCGAUAACUCAGGCGAUCGGCGAAAUAGCGCGAAUGAAAAGAGAUCCGAGACGAUUGGCGGAAUCGUCUAAAGAGGAAUCGAUUGACAGCACCGGCUGGAUUUCGGUCAAUACCAAAUGCGAAGCUAAAACAGAGAGACAAAAUACGAGCUCGAGAGUAGGAAUCAGAUUAUCGAAUAUUAAUCGCAAGUUUACGAUGAAACCUCGCGCUGCCAAGCAGGAAUGCAGCUUUCCAGAUGAUUCCGACGAGGAGUUUAUGAUCACGGAGGAUAACGCAAGGAAAUUCGACGAGCUUGAAAGCAGCUACUUCCGCGACAUGUCCAAGAACUCAGCUGGUGAUGAUAACUGUUUGCCCGGCACAUCAAGAAACACUGAAAUCAAGCAUAGCUCCAGUAAUGCGUCGAACAACUCGGAAGCUGAGAAUAGUUUCGAUAAUAUAUCGAAAAAUUUAAAACCGUGUGGUAUGUCGACGCCAAAUAGCAGACGCCCAGGAUUGUCCUUGAACAGAAACAAGAGCCAUCAUUCGAACAUGAUAGAUCUGACUCUCUUUAAAGCGCCUAAUAAAUACGCACGUAAUGCGAGAGAUGAAAACAUCUCGGAAUCGGGCACUGCUACGCCGACGGGACAAACGUCCGUCUUGGCUAGAAGCGUCGCACAGGACAUCAAGCGCGGACGCAGGCGUAGAAAUAUUAUUAAAAACGAGUUUAUAGAUGAUGAAGCGCAGGUAGCCUCGGACGAGUCGUCCAGCUCGGGCGAGAGUGUUAUUGUCACCGACGAGGAGGAGGAUCUCGCCGACUUCGUGAGCUACACGCAGAAUUUACAGGAGCAAGUCGAUAUGCAUGCGCAUUAUUUGCAGACGACCAAAAGUCCGAUCAAGAGGCCGGGCGCCUUCCACUUCAGAAAACCACGAUCACCCGUCUUGGACGAGGAGAUCUACUCGCAGCCUCUGUCGCAAGCACAGAACACGUAUCUUUAUGAUUCUUUUUGUGUCAGCGAAGAUGCUGAGCCAAGCAUCCUCGUGCAUGACGACUCGAUACUGGAAAGAGUCGAAGAGGAAUUAGAACGUAAUAAACGAAAGCGCUUCCGUUCGGAGAAAGACGGGAAACGGGCCAAGAGAAAAAAGAAGAAUAUCUUGGAUCACUCUGUAAGCAGCGAAGAUGAGAUCGAACAAUUGCGCGUACAAGUGCAAGAGGACUGAUCGUUUAACGAAUCAAAUCUAUGAAAAUCAAAGCUGUGAUGCGUCGGCGAUAAGUUACGAAACGUAAUAAGAGACUUAUUUUUCAAGUGUACAGAACACGCGUGAGCAUUUAUCGAAGAUUUAUAUUUAUUUUUGUACAGCGACGUUUUUCUAAUAAAAUCGUGUAGUUUUCUAUCUUUAAUCAGAUAACGCGAUGAUUUAUGAGUAAGGACGCGUAUAUUCUUUUUUCCGUUUUCCCCCGCUGCUUAGUAAAAGAUCUCUAAUGGUAUUUUUGUAGUUGUCGUGUCACACUUUCCAGUAGCGAUACGGAUCUUCAUGGUUUAUAUCCGCUUGAGCCUUUGUCGCGUACUGACUCACGAUGCAAUUAUGAUUAUUAUAAUAUCUAUAAUAUCUAUUGUUAACACCUCUACUUGGAUCCGUUGCAAUCGGCAUAGCGAAAAUAAUAUCUUUAACGGUACAAGAUCCAUUGAUAACUGAAACAUUAUGUGAUAUAAUAAUGAAUAAUGUAAUAUAAUAUUAAAAUAUUGUUCAAUUUUA